AUGUCUUUUUUACUCGAAGAAUCAUUGGAUGGCUUAAAGAAGGUACGUGAGUUGCAAGAUCUCCGUGACAAUAAAGAACGCUGGCAUCAGUUGACACGGCAGCAACAGAUCGCUAGCAUGAGUGAACUGGCAACCCAUGAGCGCCAGGUAUGA
This is a messenger RNA of Protopolystoma xenopodis, 153 nucleotides long. The record is from the annotation of a GenBank genome assembly. Lineage: Eukaryota; Metazoa; Platyhelminthes; Monogenea; Polystomatidea; Polystomatidae.